GGACUGACUCCGGGCUGCGUGGGGCUCCCCGAACACGGGAACGCGGCUGUCGUGGGUGGGAACGUGUAGUUCUGGGGCCGCCGAGUCUGGGCGCGGGAGAUGGCGGCGCGAUGGAGCAGCGAGAACGUGGUGGUGGAGUUCCGCGACUCCCAGGCAACUGCAAUGUCUGUGGACUGUCUGGGGCAGCAUGCAGUGCUUUCCGGCCGCCGAUUCCUAUACAUCGUCAAUCUAGAUGCCCCCUUUGAAGGUCACCGAAAGAUCUCACGCCAGAGCAAGUGGGACAUUGGAGCCGUGCAGUGGAAUCCUCAUGACAGCUUCGCGCACUAUUUUGCAGCCUCGAGCAACCAACGGGUCGACCUUUAUAAGUGGAAAGACGGCAGCGGGGAAGUUGGCACGACCUUACAAGGCCACACUCGUGUCAUCAGUGACUUGGACUGGGCAGUGUUUGAGCCAGAUCUCCUGGUCACCAGCUCUGUGGACACCUACAUCUACAUUUGGGAUAUCAAAGAUACACGGAAGCCGACCGUUGCGCUGUCUGCUGUAGCGGGUGCCUCACAGGUCAAAUGGAAUAAAAAGAACGCUAAUUGCCUUGCCACCAGUCAUGACGGGGAUGUACGGAUAUGGGACAAGCGGAAACCCAGCACAGCAGUGGAGUAUCUGGCAGCCCACCUCUCCAAAAUCCACGGCCUGGACUGGCACCCAGACAGCGAGCACGUUCUCGCCACCUCCAGUCAAGACAACUCUGUCAAGUUCUGGGAUUACCGCCAGCCUCGAAAAUACCUCAAUAUUCUCCCUUGCCAGGUGCCUGUCUGGAAGGCCAGAUACACUCCUUUCAGCAAUGGAUUGGUGACCGUGAUGGUUCCCCAGCUGCGGAGGGAGAACAGCCUGCUCUUGUGGAAUGUCUUUGACCUGAACACGCCGGUCCAUACCUUCGUAGGCCAUGAUGAUGUGGUGCUGGAAUUUCAGUGGAGGAAACAGAAGGAAGGGUCCAAGGACUUCCAACUGGUCACGUGGUCACGGGAUCAGACCUUGAGAAUGUGGCGGGUGGAUUCCCAGAUGCAGAGGCUUUGUGCAAAUGACAUCUUAGACGGUGUUGACGAGUUCAUUGAGAGCAUUGCUCUUAUGCCGGAGCCAGAGAAGACCCUUCACACUCAGGAUACAGAUCACCAGCACAACUCCAGCCACGGGGAGGAAGAAGUCUUAAAGGAAGACCCCCCAAGCAGUCUCCUGGAAGAGAAGAAAUCAGAGCAGCUGGGCCUGCCUCAGACGCUGCAGCAGGAGUUCUCCCUGAUCAACGUGCAGAUCCGCAAUGUGAACGUGGAGGUGCUCGGGCUUAGCAAACUGUCUCUCGCUUGCGGUUGGCGGUUGAUGGACGCAGCAGACAGGAGCUGCACAGUGUCUGUGCACUGCAGCAACCACCGCGUCAAGAUGCUGGUGAAGUUUCCUGCGCAGUACCCGAACCACGCGGCCCCUUCCUUCCAGUUCAUUAACCCCACCACCAUCACGUCCAGUAUGAAAGCGAAGCUGCUCAAGAUCCUGAAAGACACCUCCCUGCAAAAAGUGAAACGCAACCAGAGCUGUUUGGAGCCCUGCCUGCGCCAGCUUGUCUCCUGCCUUGAGUCUUUUGUGAACCAAGAAGACAGCGCUUCCAGCAAUCCCUUCGCGCUCCCGACCUCUGUCACGCCGCCCCUACCGACAUUUGCCCGGGUGACCACCGCCUAUGGGUCCUACCAGGAUGCCAAUAUUCCCUUUCCCAGGACCUCGGGGGCCAGAUUCUGUGGGGCAGGGUACCUGGUGUAUUUCACAAGGCCCAUGACGAUGCACCGAGCAGUGUCUCCGACUGAGCCUACUCCGAGAUCUCUGUCAGCUUUGUCUGCCUAUCAUACUGGCUUGAUUGCGCCCAUGAAGAUCCGCACAGAGGCCCCUGGGAACCUCCGUUUGUACAGCGGGAGCCCCACGCGCAGCGAGAAGGAGCAGGUCUCCAUCAGCUCCUUCUACUACAAGGAGCGGAUGUCUCCUCGCUCUGCCCGGCGACGUUGGUCCAUACAAGCAAUUAACGACUUCCCGAAAUCGAGGAGAUGGAAAAGUAAGCGUGAGGGAUCGGACUCUGGGAAUCGACCAAUCAAGGCUGCUGGGAAAGUGAUCAUUCAGGAUAUUGCCUGCCUUCUUCCUGUUCACAAAUCAUUGGGAGAACUAUACAUAUUGAAUGUGAAUGAUAUUCAAGAAACGUGUCAGAAGAACGCCACUUCUGCCUUGCUUGUUGGAAGGAAGGAUCUCGUCCAGGUUUGGUCGCUGGCUACAGUAGCUACGGAUCUUUGCCUUGGUCCGAAGUCUGACCCAGAUUUGGAAACACCCUGGGCUCGACAUCCAUUUGGGCGACAGCUACUGGAGUCCCUGCUGGCUCAUUACUGCCGGCUCCGAGACGUGCAGACGUUGGCUAUGCUCUGCAGCGUGUUUGAAGCCCAGUCCCGGCCGCAGGGGAUACCAAACCCCUUCGGGCCUUUUCCCAGCCGCUCAUCUAACCUUGUGGUGUCCCACAGUCGAUACCCCAGCUUCACAUCCUCCGGUUCCUGCUCGAGUAUGUCCGACCCAGGAUUCAGCACUGGCGGCUGGAACAUAGUGGGAAGAGAGACGGAGCACAUAUCUUCACCCUGGGGAGAGUCCUCACCAGAAGAAAUCCGAUUUGGGAGUCUGACCUACAGUGAUCCCCGUGAGCGAGAGCGUGACCAGCACGAUAAAAAUAAAAGGCUUCUGGACCCCGCCAAUACCCAGCAAUUUGAUGACUUUAAGAAAUGCUACGGAGAAAUCCUCUACCGCUGGGGUCUGAGGGAGAAACGAGCUGAAGUGCUGAAGUUUGUUUCCUGUCCUCCUGAUCCUCACAAAGGAAUCGAGUUCGGCGUGUACUGCAGCCACUGCCGGAGUGAGGUCCGGGGCACGCAGUGCGCCAUCUGCAAAGGCUUCACGUUCCAGUGCGCCAUCUGCCACGUGGCCGUGCGAGGGUCAUCCAACUUCUGCCUGACCUGCGGGCAUGGGGGACACACCAGCCACAUGAUGGAGUGGUUUCGGACCCAGGAGGUGUGUCCCACCGGGUGUGGGUGCCACUGCUUGCUUGAAAGCACUUUCUGAACUGACAGCCCAUGGGAGUUGUGGGAAAUCCCAGAGAACCCAUCAAUGCCGGUUGACAAGCUCUCUGACAGGAGAGAGGCUCCAGAACCCACCCCUAACUAGACAGGGAUGUGUUCUCCUCAAAGACUGACACGGUGCCAGCUGUUCAUGAGCCUUUGCUUCUCUUUUGUUGGCUGUUGGUGGCAUGGAUGUUGGUGUAGGAGGACGCGGGCAGGUGGAAGUUUUCUUGGAGGAAAGCACCUGCCUCCAGAACCGUGUUUACCUUUAAGAUGACAGCAUCCUUUUUGAUGCCAUCAGAGAGAUCAAGGGUGGUUGCACAGGACAGUCUCCUGAGCCAAAGGACAGUGGACAAAUGGGCCUGUGACAUAAGAUGAUGCAUAUAUGAACUGAUGGACUGUGGCCUUUUAAAAUAUACCUAAAUUAUAAAUACGUAAUGUACUUAAGGAUCCUUAAGAUGUAUUUUUUUGUUAUUUCUCUUCCAGCUAUUCUCCCUUGGCUAAUAAAAUUCUAGUAAUCGUUUG
Molecule: messenger RNA, 3647 nt
Organism: Kogia breviceps (pygmy sperm whale)
Lineage: Eukaryota; Metazoa; Chordata; Mammalia; Artiodactyla; Physeteridae
Source: RefSeq, a predicted model, not a curated record